Messenger RNA from Aspergillus fumigatus Af293, 1284 nucleotides. The record is from RefSeq and is a predicted model, not a curated record. NCBI's taxonomy places the organism in Eukaryota, Fungi, Ascomycota, Eurotiomycetes, Eurotiales, Aspergillaceae.
AUGGAAUCCGAAAAGGAGUUCGACUUGGUUCUGGUCGGUCCUACGGGUUACACUGGGAGACUUUGCGCAGAGCAUAUUGUCAAGAACUUGCCGACGAAUCUGAAAUGGGCUCUAGCAGGUCGCUCGGUGCAGAAGAUUGAAGUCAUCGCCAAGGAGCUCAAGACUCUGAACCCUGACCGCGCCGCGCCAGCGCUGACGCACCCUCAGAGAUUCUGGCUGUACAGCUCAAUAGGCAAGAAUUGGAACCCCUCGUCCAGAGGACUAAAGUCAUCAUCAAUUGCGUUGGCCCAUACCACCUUUACAGCACUCCUGUUGUUGAAGCAUGUGCUAAUCAUGGAACUCAUUAUGUGGACGCCACUAAGAAACCCAUUGGGCAGCACUGGAGAAACACCCUGGAUUAGGGAAAUUAUUGAAAAGUAUCACGAUGUCGCGAAGUCCAACGGAGCUAUCAUUAUCCCAUCUGUCGGUGUUGAAAGCGCCCCAGCAGAUAUCUUAGCUUGGUCUGUUGUUAAGCGAGUUCGGGAGGAUCUCUCAAGUGACACAAAAGAGGUAAUUGGUGCAAUUGAGGAGAUGAAGAGCUCGGGACCGAGCGGUGGCACACUGAAUACGGUGCUCACAAUCUUCGAUUCUCUUUCCUUCUCCGACAUCCUCAAAUCCACGGACCCCUUCGCUUUGGCCGCCUCCGCGCCCCCCAAGAAUGUCCCCAGCGAGCCACUUGUAGACAAGAUCCUAGGUGUCAGGUCUGUUCGGGACUUGGGUACUCUCACCACGUCGCCAUCGGCUAUGGCAGACAUCACAAUUGUGCACCGCAGCAGUACCCUGAUGCCGGAAUUCUACGGGCCACUAUUCUACUUCCGGCAAUUUGUCAAAGUUAGAAAUGCACUUGUCGGCAUAAUCUUUCAUUAUGCCUUCAUCAUCGGCUUGUGUCUUCUGACACUCCCUCCCGUGCGCGCACUGGUGCGACAGUUCGUCUACGCCGCAGGUCAGGGGCCGCGGAAGGAAGAUUCGGUCAAUGACCGUGUUGAGUACCGUGCAGUAGCGACGGCCGAUCAAAAGACGGCUGCACCGCAGCGUGUUUUCGGCAAAUUCAAGUAUGAGGGGUCAAUGUACGCACUGACGGGUUUGCUGCUUGCCGAGGCAGCAAUGGUCAUCUUGGAGGAGACGGAGCGAGUGAAGAAGGUGUCCCGAUGCGGCAUAGUAACUCCAGCAACAUUAGGACAACCGUUCGUUGACCGAUUAGAGAAAGUUGGAUGCCACCUUGAGACUCAGGUCUUUGACUACUGA